Messenger RNA from Nymphalis io (European peacock), 3755 nucleotides. It is a transcript of the gene e(r), whose product is annotated as enhancer of rudimentary homolog. The record is from RefSeq and is a predicted model, not a curated record. Bases 144 to 455 code for a protein of 103 amino acids. The transcript has 3 exons. NCBI's taxonomy places the organism in Eukaryota, Metazoa, Arthropoda, Insecta, Lepidoptera, Nymphalidae.
UUUCUGAACACCGACCAAACUCGGAUUGUGAUUUCUUCGUUGAAAAUAGAUAAUUCUCGAAAUACGUUAACAUUAUACUUAUAACGAACUCCAAAGUGUAGUGGGUUACCAAUUAAACAGUUUUGUGUGCAAAUUAAUAAAAAAUGUCUCACACAAUUUUAUUGGUACAACCGGGACCAAGGCCUGAGACAAGGACAUACUCGGACUACGAAAGCGUCAACGAUUGUAUGGAAGGUGUCUGUAAGAUCUAUGAAGAACAUUUGAAGAGAAGAAAUCCCAAUACGCCGACUAUAACAUACGAUAUUUCUCAGUUGUUUGAUUUCGUUGACCAGCUCGCAGAUCUCAGCUGUCUGGUUUACCAGAAAUCAACGAAUACAUACGCACCCUACAACAAGGAUUGGAUAAAGGAAAAGAUAUAUGUACUUCUACGUCAAGCGGCCGGUCAGAGCGACUGAAUCUUAACAUCGUAAUUAUACAUUUGGUAUCGUACUAAUUCUUGUAAAUAAAAACCUUUUAAAUAAUUGUGCACAUUGAAUAACGAAUUUUUUUAAUUACCUUAAUCUUAAAACAUUUAUUUGAUGUAUUUUUUAAUACAUUAAAUACGUCCGAGAAGUGAUAGGAGUUGACAUUAAAAUGUACCGUCUGGAAUAGCAAUAAAUUUGUAAGAAUUAAAGUUAAAUAUAGAUGUACACUUCGUUGACUUAUAUCUGUCUUGUUGUUUUUGUUGUGUAUUGGUUUGUGGUUCAUCAAUAAAGGAAAUAUUUAUAAAUGGCUGGAAAUUAUAAUAGUAUGGUCGGCAAAACAUGUAAAUGCUUGUUGUAUGCGUUAUAAAAAUUUGUGCAAGAAUAAAUAAAAGUUAAUUAUAACAUAUAGAAAAAAAGUGGAUUACACUUAUACACUUUUUUUCUGGAUUUCUUUUCUUAUUAUGUUUUUAGAAAUUCUGUCGAGUCGCACACACGGAAGUCUCCUCUCGCAUCACAAAUAAUGUUAUCUUUUUCUAACCGUAACCGGGUUUAACAGAUGCGUGUGCCUGCGAGCUCGAUCAACAUUUAUAAAUUUUUUUUUUUUGACUAUGACUGACAUUUAAAGUGACUAUGCUUGUUUUUUUCUUUAUUGAUGGCACGGGUCGUUUCCCGCCUAAAUUUCGUCAGCUAACAGAAAUACAGAUACAUAAUAAAUAGUCAUGCUUCAAUUAUAUCAUUGAUGUGCUUAGUUUUUCACUUAUUUUGACGAUAAAAUUUCAAUAUACAUUAUUAUAAUUUGUACAAAUUAUAAAAUAUCAACCAAACUAAUUAAUUAAAUACUUAAAGGGUAUUUUAUUUAGUUAAGGGUGGGAUGAGCGUGUUCGUGUGUUUAUAUAAAUUCCUUAGAAGCAUUGAAUGUUUAAUGUAGAUUGGGUGGGUAAGUUGGGUUAGGUUAGCGCUCAACGCGGCUAGAGCAGCUUGAUUGAUAGACAACUAACAAUUGUUAUGCGUAUUUCUUCAUCAUACGUGACAUUGGUGAAAUAAUAUAUUAUAUAUAUAUAAAUAAAAGUGAAUAAAUGUUUGUCCUCUACGCGUUUCUAAACACGUGAUCCGAUUGUUAUGAAAUUUUGGUGAGUUGUUCUACGUACGCCGGAAAAGGUUCUUAGUCAAAAAAAAAAACUUUUCUUUAUAUGUUUCUCCUUAUUUAUAAAUUUUCUAUGUAGUCUCAUUUUACCCGCGUGGAACCGGGACGGGCAAGCUUGUAUUUAAAAAUAUCUCUUUUACCAUUUGUACAAAUUAUAAUUAUAUAAAUACUAUAUAAAUAAAAGUUUAUAAACACAUGCGUUUAUAUUCUAUUAUGUAUAAAUGUCUAAAGUAAUUAAGGGGUUGUGUGUUUUAAUAUUUUUUGUAUACUCAAUGUUUUUCUCCCUAAACGUGAGAGCUUGUAACGUUUCUCAAAAACAAUGAUUCCGUAACACGUUAUAUUAUUUAACGUAUUAUCACCUAAUUGAUAAACCGUUGUGGUUUUGUUUUUUAGUAAUUAAAUAAGGAUGCUAACCUAUAGCGUUGUAGUGAUAUUUUUAACACAUGUGCGUGUGUGCGUGGCCUCGCUUUGUAUUUAAUAACUUUGUUAUAGUAUUUAAAAUAUUUUACUAAUAAUUUUUCGUCAUUAACGUUUCACUCAAACGUUGCGCUCGAAUAUGUCCUUGAUAUUGUACUCGCACAGAUUGAAAAGAGUAAUUAUUAUUAUAAAAGUCUUAUCUCAGUAUUUAAGUGGGACAUUGUAAAUAGAAAUUGAACACCGGCCAUCAAUGAGAAACGUAAACAGGCAAUUUCUAUGUGUCUUCGGUUAUUUGACAUUCGAAAGACGAAGACAAAACGUCGUAAUACGUUUAGAAUUGUCGAUUCCAAUGGUAGGAGCGCUAAAUAUAAGCCCUUGAAAUGUCGUGACGUCAUUGGUCGUUUGUUAUCUGCGAUAUUCAUUAUGCGAAAACUUUAUAAAGACUAUUGUUAUACUCGUUUUCAUUAUUUAAUAGAUUCCGUAAUCAUCGCAUCCCAUGAGCUAUUUGCCAUAUAAUCUGUGCCCCGUUUGUUAGUACAAACGUAAGACAUUGUGCUAAGAAAUAAUUGUUUCAUUAUGGAUUCUUGGAUAAUUGCGUCUUAAAUGUCGGCGAUUUUUUUUAUCAGAACUUUGAAAGUAAAAAGUUUAUAUAAGUAGUUUAAUGGCGCAGUGUUGUAUUCAAGAACAGUCUGUAGUGUAUAAAAGUAGAUUUAUUAAAGUAACAGCCUGUGAAUGUCCCACUGCUGGGCUAAAGGCCUCCUCUCCUCUUUUUGAGGAGAAGGUUUGGAGCUUAUUCCACCACGCUGCUCCAAUGCGGGUUGGUGGAAUACACAUGUGGCAGAAUUUCAGUGAAAUUAGACACAUGCAGGUUUCCUCACGAUGUUUUCCUUCACCAUAAAGCACGAGAUGAAUUAUAAUCGCAAAUUAAGCACAUGAAAAUUCAGUGGUGCUUGCCCGGGUUCGAACCCACGAUCGUCGGUUAGGAUUCACGCGUUCUUACCACUAGGCCAUCUCGGCUCGGCAGAGUUAUUAGCAAAUCGUAUUUAAUAUGUGAAUAUAAGGUCCAAUCCUUUUUCCAAUGGAAUCUAUUGUAGUUUUUUUUAUAGAAUAGGUAGGCGGACGAGCGAUUGUAAGUGGUCGCCACUGCCCAUAGACAUUGACAUUGAAAGAAACGUUAACCAUCGACAAUGCGCUGCCAACCUUGGGAACUAAGAUGUUAUGUCCCUUGUGCCUGUAAUUACACUGGCUCACUCACCCUUAAAAUCGGAACACAACUAUAACAAGUACUGCUGUUUUGCGGUAGAAUAUCUGAUGAGUGGGUGGUACCUACCCAGACGAGCUUGCACAAAGCCCUAAAAACAGUAAAGCCUUACCAGUAGUUUGCUAAGAUCCAUCCCAUUAACCAUCUUACUAUGUUUAAAUAUAUAUAUAUAUAUAUAUAUAUAUAUAUAUGUAUAGUGAAUGCGCCAUUAUCAACAGCCACGCACACGCUUUGCACAAAAAGUGCACACACAUGCUCUCUCUCAUCUUGGUUAGCGAUUCUGCGGUUCAGAUAAAUAUUGUAAGCAACCUUUAUUUUAUAAAUAAAGCGUAUACUAAAAUUUUGUUUACAGCUACUUAAUGUAGCAUUUUUAUUUUAUUUAAGUUCAGUAACAUAAGUGUGAAUUCGUUAAGUAAAAUUCAGUUUGUUAAUUUAAGUUGUAAGUUAUGAUUAAAAAUUCUUGUGAAUA